AUGUCAGGAGUCCAAUACAAACAAAGUUCCUACGUCGAAUAUAACUGUGGACUUGUCAUCGGUAACACUGGAUUUUUCACACGAGACUCUUGA
Messenger RNA from Sclerotinia sclerotiorum 1980 UF-70, 93 nucleotides. RefSeq lists its product with no specific name. The record is from RefSeq and is a predicted model, not a curated record. The coding region runs from base 1 to 93 and encodes 30 amino acids. NCBI's taxonomy places the organism in Eukaryota, Fungi, Ascomycota, Leotiomycetes, Helotiales, Sclerotiniaceae. The transcript has a single exon.